ACACACCCCAUAGAGAACAGUUUUUGUUGUCUGCCUUUAAAUAGAGCAAGUUUCUCCAAGCCCGCCAAGUUAGAAUCAGAUAUUGCUCUUUCUUUUCUUCUCUUUUCUCUCUCUUUCUUCUUCUUCUUCUUCUUGUGUGAUCAAUGCCACAAUGUUGCUGAAACAUUCUCACCCUUUUGCCUCCACUUGCCAUGGAAAGUCACACUCAUAAGAGGGGUGAAGAUAUGGGUGUUGGUGGUGUUAUGAGUUGUAAAAGGUUGCUUCUUGGAGCAUUGCUAUCUUUAGGAGUCAUCUGGUUUAUGUUUCUUGCUAUCUCAGUGAACCGACAAACCAAAAGAACAGUGAUUGCUCCAAUGAAUGUUGUCUCCAAGCAUUUGAAGUUGGUCAGCAUGCAGAGGCAUGUCUUGCAUUCAUCAAAUUCUAGACUCUUCAUAGUGAGCAAAAGAAGAGUGCCAAAUGGACCUGAUCCAAUACACAACAGGAGAGCAGUGAAAAGCAGAGAGCCACCUACACAAGCAUGAGCAUUGCAUUGUGAAGUUCCAAAGCAAGUUUGAGGUCAAAUCAUAGAAGAAUUUUUGCUAUUCUCUUGUGGAAGAAGAAUUCAGAGUGUGUUCUUAUAAGAUCAUGUUAUGAUUACUUGUUACAUAGUAUGAUUGCAAGUGCUUUUGAGGUUCUAAGUGUGAUCCUUAAUGUUUUCUAUUUUUUUUUUCUUUCUUCUCUUUGAAAUGUACCCUUUUGAUGGUGUUGUAAAUCAAGAACUUAGGAAAUGAAGUAACCAAAUUUUGG
Vigna unguiculata (cowpea) is the source of this 786-nucleotide messenger RNA. RefSeq names its product CLAVATA3/ESR-RELATED 25 (gene CLE25). NCBI's taxonomy places the organism in Eukaryota, Viridiplantae, Streptophyta, Magnoliopsida, Fabales, Fabaceae. The record is from RefSeq and is a predicted model, not a curated record.